Molecule: messenger RNA, 2388 nt
Organism: Closterium sp. NIES-65
Lineage: Eukaryota; Viridiplantae; Streptophyta; Zygnematophyceae; Desmidiales; Closteriaceae
Source: the annotation of a GenBank genome assembly
AUGACACCUGCCGCAGACGCGGUAGGCGCAGCGUCAUCGUCGGCGGGGAUCAGCGCGCAGUCGCUUGCACUGGUGCCUGCGCGCGCGCGCGGCGGAAGCGGGGGGAACUGGGGGGAGCUGAUGGCGGGGAGGAGGGCGGAGGAAGCGGCGGCAGUGGCAGCGGCGGUGGGGGAAGAGAGCGCGGAAGUGGUGAUGGGCAUUCUGUGGAAGUGGGUGAACCUGGGACGAGGCUGGGGCAUGCGGCUGUUCGUUCUGGAAGGGGUAAGUACGCGAUCUGGCGAUGGCGAUGAUGCCAGCACGACCUUUGAUGAGGACGAGGAGGACGAUGAAGAGGAUGACGAAGAAGAGGAGGCGGAAGGGGAGGAGGAAGCUGGGGGUGAUCAGGAGGCUGACAGCAGUGCGGUUACUAGUUCAGGUCACGGGCUGUUGAAGCGCAGUGGGAGCGACCUCAGGUCAAGGCAAAUUGGUAGCAGCGGCCGCAGGUCCGGGAGGGCUCGGAGCAAAGCUCGGCGCGCUGCCAAGGCCGACGUGUUGGCUCGGGACAAUGACGAGGACGAGGGAGGGUCGGGCAGCAGCGGCGGGCAGGAUGACGAGUUUUUCGAAGCCAUGGAUGAUUUCGUCAGCUCUGGGAGUGUGCUGACUGUGCUGGAUAUUCAGGAGGUGGGAUUCACGUACCCCAAGAUACCUCGAAGGGAGCGCCUGCCUCCGCCAGCGGAGGAGGAAAAGCCGGUCAGCAUCUGGUCGAUUCUCAAGGACCUGGUGGGCAAGGACCUGUUCAAGGUGUCGCUGCCUGUGAGCUUCAACGAGCCCAUCAGCACCAACCAGAAGUACUGCGAGACGUACGAGUACAGCUGGCUGCUCGACCGCGCAGCAGAAUACGGCCGCCGGGGCAACAAGCUUAUGAGGGCAGUGCACGUGGCAGCAUUCGCAGUGUCGCGCUACUCGGGCAACGCUGGGCGCAUGCACAAGCCCUUCAACCCGCUGCUGGGAGAGACGUUUGAGGCGGACUGCCCCGACAAGGGCUUCCGUUACGUCUCAGAGGCGGUGCUGCACUAUCCCCCCACGCUCGCAUGGAACUGUGAGGGCACGGGGUGGCGCAGCUGGGGGGACGCGUGCCUCAAGGUGCGCUUCUGGGGGCCGUCCGUGCAGCUCGACCCCGUCGGUGUGCUCUCCGUGGCAUUCGACGACGGGGAGGUCUUCGAGUGGAGCAACGUGACGGUGUCGAUUCAGAAUCUGAUUCUUGGGAAGCCAUUUGUGGACCAUUAUGGCACGAUGAGGAUCCGGGGGAACCGGGGGUUCUCGGCACGGCUGCGAUUCAAAGAGCGGUCGACUUUCGAUCGGAAUCCUCAUCAGGUCAGGGGCAUUGUUCAGAGUGAUGACGGGGAGGAAAAAGCCACCCUGGUGGGGCGGUGGGACCAGUUUCUGCACUUUGUGCCGGGGGAGCUGAGCAGCAAGUCGCAGAAGGAGGAGAGCGAGGUGUUGGCCACGGCACAGCUGCUGUGGCAGAAGUGCGCCCCCUCGCCCUUCCCCUGCAAGUACAAGUUCACGCCCUUCUGCAUCACCCUCAACGAGAUGACUCCAGGACUCAAGGAACACCUUCCCCCCACGGAUUCCCGUCUGCGGGAGGACCAGCGGGCGUUGGAAGAGGGAUACUAUGAUCGGGCGAUUCAGGAGAAGUCACGUCUGGAGCAGAAGCAACGCAAGGCGCUCAAGGCAGGCGAGCCGGGGUGGCACCCGCGAUGGUUCCAGCAGCAAGGGGGGCCGGGGAGCACGUGGACAUACGUGGGCGGGUACUGGGAGCGGCGAGGGGCGCACGACUGGUCGGGAAUUAAGGAUUUAUUUGCGGAUGAUGAGGAGGAGAACCGGCAGAAGGAGCAAAGGGGGAAGGAGCAGCGGGAGGAGGAGCAGCAGGAAAAGGAGCAGCGGGAGAAGGAGCAGAAGGAGAAGGAGCAGAAGGAGAAGGAGAAGAGGGAGAGAGAGCUGAAAGAAAAGGAGCAGAAGGAAAAAGAGCAGAAGGAGAAGAAGCAGAGGGAGAAGGAGCAGCAGGAGCAAUCUCGUCCUAUUCAUCAUGAUCCGCAGCAGCAGCAACAGCAGCAGGAGGAGGAGCAGGUGGGGAAGCGGGAGGAGAAGCAGGAGGAGCAGGAAGGGCAGGAGGAGGAGCAAGAGGGGCAGGAGGAGGAGCCGGAGGAGGAGCAGGAGGGGCAGGAGGAGGAGCAGGAGGGGCAGGAGGAGGAGCAGGAGGAGGAGCAGGAGUGGCAGGAGGAGCAGGAGGGGCAGGAGGAGGAGCAGGAGGGGCAGGAGGAGGAGCAGGAGGGGCAGGAGGAGGAGCAGGAGGGGCAGGAGGAGGAGCAGGAGGGGCAGGAGGAGGAGCAGGAGGGGCAGGAGUAG